AUGUCUUUAGCCAAACUCGAUGAUGGGCGUAGCAGUCUUGAAGCUGGUGGUAGGUCGAGCGUAGAAGCCCGUCUCUUAGAUGGAGAGGCUGACCUUGCAUGGGCUAUCGUGAAUGGGCACAAAGAGAUAAUGAGGGUACUUUCAAAGUACGUUGGCUGGACUGACCUCAUUUGUGCCGCUGCUCUUGGGAGCGUGAACAGGGUCAUGGAGCACCUUGAUGAGUGUGAAGAAAGGGACGUCAAUGGUAGGACAGCCCUUAUGUGGGCUGCUAUGAACGGGCAUAAAGAGGUAGUGGAGAUGUUAGUGGAGUAUGGAAAGAAGAUGGUUGAUGACCAGGGUCAUACUGCUCUGUACUACGCUCUCAAGGGUGGGUCUCUUGAGAUUGCCAAAAUACUUAUACCUCACGAAAACCCAACCGAUGAGAACGGCAUCACGGCGCUCAUGCGGGCUGCUACCGAUAGAGACGCCGAAAUGGUGGAAUUGCUUAUACCACUCCAGAAGGGAAUGAAGGAUAAGGACGACAACACAGCGUUCGUGCAUGCCCUCAAAAACAAACAUACGGACAUCGCUCUGCUUCUCCGCGGACAUGAAUCCCCCUCGUGGACUCCCUUGAUGUGUGCUGCUUUCAUCGGUGAUGUCAAAGUAGCCAGAAGAUAUUUAUCUAGCAAAGAUGAGAAGAAUAAUGAUGGUAACACUGCGUUAGUACUUGCUGCGAGGGCAGGACAUAGAGAUAUCGUAGAGCUUAUUGAUCCUAUUGAUGAGAACGGCAUCACGGCGCUCAUGCGAGCUGUUGGUAGAAAUGACGUGGAGGCUGUAAAAGCACUCUUACCCAUCCAGAGGGGAAGAAAAACAUACAAAGAGGUCACAAUAAGCGGAUGGUACAUGCGCAAAGGAACAGCUCUGAUGAUGGCUGCGGCACAUGGAUACGCAGAAAUAGUAGAACUGCUAGCAGAGCACGAAAAGGGAGAGAAAGUAGGCGGUUGGACCGCUCUCAUAUUCGCGGCACGGUGCAAUCGUUCCAAUGACCCCCUGGUGGACUAUUCUAAGUGCGUUGAGCUCCUGGUAAAGCACGAGGGCGACAUUUCAGGGUGGACGGAUCUCAUAUAUGCCGCUUACCGUGGCGAUAUUGACGCAGUCAGAAACAACCUUCAUAUGAAGGGAAGCCAGGAUGCUGGUGGGUGGACAGCGCUUAUGUAUGCAGCAGCACGAGGGCACGAAGCGAUUGUAGAGCUGCUCAAGCAAGAAACUCGUAUGAAGAAUAACGAUCAUCAGACUGCCCUCAUGUGGGCAGCACGCAAUGAUCAUCCAGAGUGCGUCAGGCUCCUAAUGAAGGACGAAGGCGGCAUGCAAACGACCAAGGGCUGGACCGCCCUUAUGAACGCAGCAUAUAGCAACACCGUGGAGUGUGCAAGGCUUCUUAAGGAAACCGAGAAAGAUCUGAAGACAACCUGCAGCUGCCAUGGUCACUCGCCUGGUACCACUGCUCUCGACAUCGCUAAGAAGAAGGAUCACAAAGAGAUAGUAGACAUCCUUUCAAGCUGA
Molecule: messenger RNA, 1542 nt
Organism: Giardia duodenalis
Lineage: Eukaryota; Fornicata; Diplomonadida; Hexamitidae
Product: Ankyrin repeat protein 1
Exons: 1
Coding region: 1-1542 (513 amino acids)
Molecular function (GO): protein binding
Source: RefSeq, a predicted model, not a curated record